Messenger RNA from Panicum virgatum (switchgrass), 1309 nucleotides. RefSeq names its product short-chain dehydrogenase TIC 32, chloroplastic-like. Bases 113 to 1063 code for a protein of 316 amino acids. The transcript has 8 exons. NCBI's taxonomy places the organism in Eukaryota, Viridiplantae, Streptophyta, Magnoliopsida, Poales, Poaceae. The record is from RefSeq and is a predicted model, not a curated record.
GCUUAAGUUGCACUGUUGCAGUCGCUAUAGCGACUGCAGCUGAUCCAGGUCCCGCCAUUGCAGACUUGCAGUUGCAGUUGCGAAGCGCGAGGAGGAGCGGGAGGGAGCGAAGAUGAUGACGUCGUGGCUGCUGGGCCGCCGGGGCCCCUCGGGCUUCUCCUGGAGCUCCACCGCCGACCAGGUCACCGAGGGCAUCUCCGCCGCCGGCCUCACCGCCGUCGUCACCGGGGCGUCCAGCGGCAUCGGCGCCGAGACGGCGCGGACGCUGGCGCUGCGCGGGGCGCACGUCGUUAUGGCUGUCAGGGGCAUCCCCGCCGCGCAGGCCGUCAGGGACCGCGUCCUCGCCGAGGCGCCCGGGGCCAGGCUCGACGUCAUGGAGCUCGACCUCUCGUCCAUGGCCUCCGUCCGCGCCUUCGCAUCCGAGUUCGUCGCCAGGGGACUCCCCCUCAACAUCCUCAUCAACAAUGCAGGAGUAAUGGCAACACCUUUUGAGCUUUCAAAGGAUGGAAUUGAGAUGCAGUUUGCAACUAACCAUGUUGGCCAUUUUCUGCUGACGCAACUUCUGUUGGAUACCAUGAAGAAGACCUGUUGUGAAUCAAAUGUGGAAGGAAGAAUUGUCAAUGUUUCAUCAGAGGGGCACAGAUUUGCAUACCGGGAAGGCAUCCGUUUUGAUAAGAUUAAUGAUGAAUCACUGUAUAGCAGCAUUGGAGCAUAUGGGCAGUCAAAGCUUGCAAACAUCUUGCACGCUAAUGAACUCGCCAGGCAAUUCAAGGAAGAGAAUGUCAACAUAGCUGCAAAUUCUCUUCAUCCUGGCUCCAUUAUCACGAACCUUCUCCGGUACCACAGUAUCAUAGAUGCUUUCAGUCGGACACUUGGGAAAUUGGUGCUGAAAAAUGCUCAACAGGGUGCGGCAACCACAUGCUAUGUGGCACUGCACCCCCAGGUGAAGGGCGUGUCUGGGAAGUACUUCUGCGACAGUAACCUGUACGAGCCGAGCGACAAAGCCAAGGACAUGGGGCUUGCCAAGAGGCUCUGGGAUUUCAGCGUCGAGCUCACCACCUAGGUAGCUGAUGCCUCAACCGGUUUCGCCUAGUUUGCUUGUUGUCGGACAUGGACUCACGUAACAGUUGGUGAAUUCCACAACUAUGCAUCAUUUACUCUGGUGGAUGUAAAUUCCUCGACGCUGGUGGAUCAGCAACAUGUACUCUGUUGUAUUGUAUCACUCACCCAACAUUUGGCCGGUCGCCUUUCAUGCGUACUAGCAGAAUAUCCUAUGGUAUUUUGACAUUUUGAUAUGAGAUUCCUAGAA